This is a messenger RNA of Dreissena polymorpha, 4651 nucleotides long. RefSeq lists its product as uncharacterized. Bases 2426 to 3394 code for a protein of 322 amino acids. NCBI's taxonomy places the organism in Eukaryota, Metazoa, Mollusca, Bivalvia, Myida, Dreissenidae. The transcript is spliced from 4 exons. The record is from RefSeq and is a predicted model, not a curated record.
AUUUAUUAUGAAGCAUAUGCUGAACAGAACAGAGCUCGUUGUGAGAUUUCCGAUAUAUUUUCUUUGCAGAUAGUCUUGAAAAUGCAGAAUUAUAAGAGGCAAUGAAUAGAGCCCAUCAGGAAUCAAUACCGGAGAUGAGGCGUUCAGACCCAAGCUUCUGUAAAAUCAUCUGCGAGGAAGCAGUUGAGAAUACGAGAAAGACAUGCGAUACGCGGUGUAAGCUGUAUUACGAGGCUAACUCGCCUGGAUAGAGAGAGUGCAGAUGCAGCAACUAAAGAGGAAUGAGAGUAAGAAUCGCGGGAACAAGGAUUCGUUGGUCGCCGCACAGAACCGUGUAAUGGAUUCAACAAGUAAAUGUGCAUCAGUGGGUGUAUUGAGGAUAAAUGAAGAGACCGUAUAACGGAAUAAAACGGAAUAUAGGAUCACGGAUAACGGCUCACCUGGUCGUGUGGUCAUAGACAGGUUCUCAAGAAGCGGUGAUCCUUAUGGCGACUAAGGGUCGCUAAACAUUAACGAUCUCGAAGCUGACGACAUCCGGUCAUAUGAGGAGUUUCUGAAACUUUCGCGGUUUUUUCGGGAGCUCCCUAGAGAUAUGUGUGUUUUGCAAAUUGUGAGAGAAUUUUCUUCUAAUGAAAUUGACCUUGAAUGGAUACGCAAUACAUACUUUGAACACUUAAAGCAAACGUGUGAUGAUUUCCCGUUUAGCAAUGAUGUUGUGCUCAAGAAAAGAAUGUUUACACGGAGCGGCGAGCCACUACCGGUUCGGCUCGCACAAGACAUUUACACUAUUAUUGAGGUUGCUGAAGGUGGAGAUCCUUACUUGCUGAAGCCGAUGAUCAGCACUGCAAAGGCUAGGAAAUCAACAGUAGUGCGGGCGAUUCCGGAUAUAGAGACUGAAAAUCAGGUUGGUAAUGGUCGACAACCUGGAAAAUGUAUGUGUUCUAGUGAUAUCUGCAUACUUAAAGACCAGAUUUCUACCCUUCAGGCGGAUCACCUGAUUCUCAAACAGGCUAUGUAUGCAAGUAACGAGCUGCGCACGAAGGAAACGGAAGCUACAAAAGACUCACAUCGGUCAAUCAAGGUACAAAUUUUGAAGUGUAAUAAGGCAAUAAAAGACUGUUCCGACAGCACUUUAUCGACCAUUAGAAAGUUAGUCAGUGUAUAUGUGGCGAGGAUCACUGAGCUAGAGGACAGACUUAGGGUUCUAGAGGUGCACCCGUUGUUAUAUGAUGUGAAUAAUCAGGAUUCAAACGCGGAAUAUACUGGAAACUGUGUGUUAGAUAGCAGCGUUACAUUCACCGCGGUUCCGAUCUGCGUAUCGGUCAUUGGUUCGGCUGACAUAAGGGUCGACGUUAGUUCUGUGCCGGUAGUGAUUGAAAAUCAGUGCGAUAAACCUCUAGUCUCCGAAAAAUUCUUGAUGUUGUUAAGCCGAGCAAUCGUGCCUGCUCGCGUCGUGUCCCUACAACGACAGAACACACGUCGCAGGUAACCUCAGUGCAACUUCCGAUACCGGUACGUGUCACAGAGCGGUCAGAUGACAUACCUACGGGUGAAUGGCAGGAGGGGGUGACUUUGAAGUGACGCAGGCGGACGCGUCGUUUCUGUCUACUUGGCCAAAGUGAAAAGGUUAAUACAGACAUUCUUACAAAAGUCAUAGAACGGAAAGGCCCAACUGUGUCAAUGAUGCGUGUUUUCCCCUCUAAGUCAAGACCAGGAAAGGUUGUGAUUCGACUAAACGUUUACCAUAAUGACAUGUCCGACCGCUUGUUGGAAUAUGACUUUUGGCCGAGAUAUAUUUCUUGCAGGCCAUGUCGUACACGGUCAGCGAGAGAGCAGUCGCCGAGACUUCGAUGGACGUUCCUCGCUUCGACUCCUAUGAUAAAGACCCUCCGGCAAAUCGAUUUAGCAGUCUGGACACGGAGAUGGACUAACCCGAGUGUUGGGUGUGAUAAUGGCUCCAUUUAAUGUGUUGUAAUGGAAGACUUUAAAUUAAAACUAUUGACAUGGAAUGCAACUGGAAUUAUGUCCAGAGCAUCAUACUUGUGUAAAACAUUGACUAACCUUCACAUAAAUAUUUGUGGUAUUUCUGAACAUUGGUUACUUCAUAACAGUGUACAUUUUCUUGACUCUGCUUAAAAAAAAUUAUAGAUAUAUUGUCAAGUGUGAUAAUGACCUAUUAUUGCCUAGCAAACGGAAAAUUGGUACAGGGGGAGUAGCCCUACUUUGGCGAUUUGAACUCAAUGACAGAGUUUCGCCCCUUGAAAUUGAUGAUGAUAGGAUUAUUGGUUUACAGUUACAAAUAUCACCAAGCAAUUAUGUAUUUAUUUUUCAAGUGUAUCUGCCAUGUACCAAUCAUUCUAAUGUGUUAUACAGGGAUUACGUGCAGAAAUUUUAUGAACGUUGGUGUGCCUAUUGUGAGUUAGUGAUGGUAAUUCUUAUGGGUGAUUUUAAUUGUUCUGUACUUGAUGACAAACCUAGAAGUUUGCUUCUUAGGCAGUUCUUUUCAGACUCGCAGAAUAUACCUGUAAACUGUUUGUCAGCUUGUAAUGGUAUGAAGUCUACAUUUGUAUCAUAUGAUGGUGUAUAUGAAUCAGUGAUUGACUAUAUUUGUUUAUCUAGUGACUGUAUUGAUCUCGUUUCGCAUUGUGAAAUUUUAGAUGAUGAUUGUCUAAAUGUAUCUAGACAUAGACCUAUCACAGUAAGCAUAAACUUUCCUGUGUCAGACGGUAAAUUUAACAUCAGUGAAAAAUCCUUUAAACGUAUUAGCUGGAAAAGAGCCACGGAUGCACAAAUAAGUGACUAUGUUGGAAAUGUUACAAACUCUUUGAAUCAAUGUACAUAUGUGUGUGAUAGUAAAGAAAGUAUUGACUCAACAUAUACCAUGUUAUGUGACGUGCUGACUGGAGCGGCAGGAACUUGCAUCGGUCAUAGACCAUUUCAAUCUCAUUUAAAGCCGUACUGGGAUAGUGGUUUAUGUGAAUACCAUAAACAUAUGCGUUAUUAUAGGUCCCAGUGGUGUCGUGCUGGACGUCCGAGGAACAAAACUAACACACAGUAUAUGUCCUAUAAGACGGCAAAGAGGGACUUCCGGCGAGCCCAUAGAAAGUCAGCAAAUGGGCAUAUGAUGCAGCUGAACCGGGAAAUUGACGAAUCUGCAGAAAUUAAUACAAAUGAUUUCUGGAAACAGGUCAACACACGUCGUAUGGCCUAUAACUGUAAUAAGUCCACAUCUGGUAUCAAGUUCGGUGAAAUUGCACAUCGUGACCAGAAAGCGAUUACGGAACAAUGGGGGUUUUAUUUUCAAGACUAUAUUCGCCAUCUACCUCUGAACAUUUUGAUGACAAAUGGCGUGAUCAUGUGUCACAAAACGUUGGGCAACUGCGUUAGACAUUGAUACCUGACAGCAACGCCACAGUAAUGCCCGAAGACAUUGAGAGGUGUAUACGUUCUUGUCCAAAUGGUAAGGCUCCUGGAUAUGAUGGUAUACCAUACGAGCAUCUGAAGCCAGUAGCGAGUGCUAUUUCGCCAUUAUUAGCUAAUUUCUUCACUGCAAUUCUUCGUACAGUGUACAUUCCUGACAUUCUCAAGCGUGGUGUAAUAGUAAUCCCUACAUAAAGGAGGAUCGAAACCAAAGGACAAUCCGGACAGCUACAGAGCUAUAACCCUUACCUCUAUUGUGUUAAAGCUCUUUGAAUCUGUGCUUUUACAACGAUGUAGUACAAUAAUGAUGGCCGACAUUUACAUUCAACAGGGUGGUUUGCAGGAGGGCCUUGACUGUCUGUUGACGUCAUUCAUGUUACGUGAAAGUGUCUUUUUUGCACGAGAACAUGAAUCAAAGCUAUACGUGUGCUACCUGGAUGGGAGACAAGCGUUCGAUAAAGUGUGGCUUGACGGCCUCUUUUACAAGCUCCAAACGAAAAUAGACGACACUUCACUGCUCGCAUUCAUGGAAUUAUACGCGAACAUGACUGGUUGUGUCAAAAAUCGUGGCCAUACAUCGAAAUAGUUCCUUGUUUGUCAGGGAGCUCGCCAAGGCGGGAAAAGUUCACCGAACUGCUAUCUAGUAUAUAUAAAUCAGGGAGCUCGCCAAGGCGGGAAAAGUUCACCGAACUGCUAUCUAGUAUAUAUAAAUGGACUAAUCAAUGCUCUUGAAAAUUCUUGUCUAGGUUUUUUGUAUGUACGGAAUGAAUAUGAACAGCCUACAGUAGCAGACGACAUGAUUCUAAUUGCAUUAAAAUCGAGUAAGUUAUUACAAAACAGUUGUGUGAUGCCAUUUUAAACCAUUAACCGAUUGACGAGAAAUAAACGGUCCAAGAAAAUCGUAGACAUUCAAGGCUUAAAAAAUAUGAAAAAUAGCUUUUCGGCGAAGACAAUAAUCGCAAAAAAAGAAGCAUAUUGCAAAAUCGCAUAAACAAUGGUUUAUUGUUAUUUUAUGUAACGAUUAAUUCUCAAUUUGUGUUGGCAUAAUUUGUUGCUUUCCUUUCCAGCUUUGUGUAGCUAUUUCAAAUAGUGCCUCAUCACGGCAAAUAUUAGUUUAAAGGUAGUCUAGAACUUACGUUUUAUAGCGCAAUGCAUUAUCAGCGAUCUGUUCUAGAGAGUAUAUUUAUGUCUAAUUUAUAUGACGCCAAGCGUUAUACAUCCCAUCACGGUU